AUGGUCUCCACCAUAUGCUCCUUGCCCUGUGGUCGGUGUGGUCCCGUCGGUGUGGUCCCCUCGGUGUGGUCCUCUCGGUGUGGUCCGCUUGGUGUGGUCAGCUCGGUGUGGUCCGCUUGGUGUGGUCCCCUCGGUGUGGUCCUCUCGGUGUGGUCCGCUUGGUGUGGUCCGCUUGGUGUGGUCCGCUUGGUGUGGUCAGCUCGGUGUGGUCAGCUCGGUGUGGUCAGCUCGGUGUGGUCCGCUUGGUGUGGUCCGCUUGGUGUGGUCCGCUUGGUGUGGUCCGCUUGGUGUGGUCCGCUUGGUGUGGUCAGCUCGGUGUGGUCAGCUCGGUGUGGUCCGCUUGGUGUGGUCCGCUUGGUGUGGUCCGCUUGGUGUGGUCCGCUUGGUGUGGUCAGCUCGGUGUGGUCCGCGUGGUGUGGUCCCCUCGGUGUGGUCCCUCUGUGUGGUGUCCCGGUCCAGGGACUGACCUCUGCUUGUCCUGCUGCUGAAUCAAGAGUCAUUAUCUCAGAUCUGCUGCAACGAGUCCAGAGGCGAGACACGAGACCAGAGGCGAGAAACGAGACCAGAGGCAAAACACGACACCAGAGGCGAGACACGAGACCAGAGGCAAAACACGACACCAGAGGCGAGACACGAGACCAGCGGCGAGACACGAGACCAGAGGCGAGACACGAGACCAGAGGCGAGACACGAGACCAGAGGCGAGACACGAGACCAGAGGCGAGACACGAGACCAGAGGCGAGACACGAGACCAGAGGCAAAACACGACACCAGAGGCGAGACACGAGACCAGAGGCGAGACACGAGACCAGAGGCGAGACACGAGACCAGAGGCGAGACACGAGACCAGAGGCGAGACACGAGACCAGAGGCGAGACACGAGACCAGAGGCGAGACACGAGACCAGAGGCGAGACACGAGACCAGAGGCGAGACACGAGAGGACAGGAGUGGGAUGGCGGUCGGGAAACACGAAGGGCUCGGAACGAAGUGUGGAAAUGUCUGUUGAUUGAUCAAGGAGAGCUACAGGGCCACAACCGGUGGCUGAGCAGGUGUCCGGGGAGACGGCCUGGCUGGACAGUGGAGGGAAGAGGAGCGCGUAAUGCCUCCGAGGACUGGAAGCGGCUGAACCCCGGGGGCCGCUGCCUCUAUCACCGCGUGAGAGGCAUCUUAAGUUGGUGGACCCAGCGACUUCACCAGAAGCUGGGAGGAGCAGGACCCGGAUCUGUCAGCGUUGGCCUCACAUCUGCAGGGCUCCUGUUGACUGACUGCUGGACACAACAUCUUAAACCCGGCUCGACCUCUGACCUCGCCUCUAAUUACAGCGAGGGGCGGGGCCUCGGUGACAAAAAAGAGGCUGGGGGCGGAACUACAGGCGGAGGGGGCGGAGCUAAAGGCCCGUCCCGGACCGUGGGACCCUCACUGUGCACAGGCCAUUCCCAAAGUCUUAGUGUGACCUUUGUUCUGCUGUAA
Molecule: messenger RNA, 1473 nt
Organism: Knipowitschia caucasica
Lineage: Eukaryota; Metazoa; Chordata; Actinopteri; Gobiiformes; Gobiidae
Source: the annotation of a GenBank genome assembly